AUGGCGGCGGCGGCGGCGGCAGCUCCGGCGGCCACGGCCCGUGCCCGCGGAGCCGGCCCGGCGUGGCGGCUGCGCCUGCUGUGCCAGCGCUACCAGGAGUACGUGAGGCGGCACCCGGCCGCCACGGCCCAGCUGGAGGGCACCGUGCGGGGGCUCUCCUACCUGCUGCCAGGUCGCUUCUCGGACUCGCACGCGCUAUCGGAGCUGGUGUACUCUGCGUCCAACCUCUUAGUGCUGUUAAAUGACUGGAUUCUCCGAAAGGACCUGCAGCAAAGUCUGCCCGUGUCACUGCCCCAGCAGAAGCUGCUGACCUGGCUGAGUGUGCUAGAAUGCGUGGAGGUCUUUGCAGAGAUGGGGACAGCCAGGGUGUGGGGGGAGAUGGGCCGGUGGACCAUCAUUGUCCUCAUCCAGCUGGCUAAAGCUAUCCUUCGUCUCCUGCUCCUGCUGUGGUACAAAGCUGGCAUCCAGAUGUCUCCUCCCAUCGUGCCGCUGAACAGGGAACAGCAGCAGCCUCUCCACCCUCAAGACACAGAAGACAACUCUGCAGGGAAGGAUCAGACCUAUGUUGGCAAGCGUUCCAGCCGUGUUGUGCGCUCUCUCCAGAGCACCCCAUCCCUGCAGUCCCGGCACUGGGGGUCCCCUCAGCAGAGGGAGGAGUCACAGAGCAGAAGAGCGGAGGAGAUGAACCAGCCUCCCACCCCGCUUGGUCUCCAAGAAACCAUUGCAGAAUCCCUCUACAUCACCCGCCCUCUGCUCCACCUAUUGAGUUUAGGAGUGUGGGGCCAGAGAUCAUGGAAGCCCUGGCUCCUCUCAGCAGUCCUGGACAUCUCAAGUCUGAGCUUGCUGAGUGAUCUGAAAGACUUAAACAGGCGAGAGCGAACGGAGCUGAGGCGACGAACUGUCCUACUGCUGUACUACCUGCUGAGAUCUCCUUUCUAUGACCGAUAUUCAGAGGGCAGGAUCCUCCUCCUUCUGCGCUUGUUGGCUGAUUAUGUGCCUGGAGUUGGCUUCGUCACACGGCCACUGAUGGAUUACUUGCCUGCUUGGCAGAAAAUCUAUUUCUAUAACUGGGGCUGAUGAGAAGAUGAUUAUUCUCUGCUAAGAUCAUGGCUGGACCUUUCUAAGGAGGGCAAGCAGGCUGGGGGGAGGGAUGUUGAUCAUGUCUAAUUCUCAGUUAAACCAUCAAUGAGAAGCUCCUGUUCUGCAGGGUGGGGAGGGGGGUGUAUGUGAUUUUUUUAAACGGAUCUAGCUGUGAAUCAUGGACACUACAUGUGUGCAGAGACUGGCCACCUAUUUCUUGGACCAUUCUGUGGCUGCAGUGAUGGUGGUGGGGCAAUCUCUUUUUUUAAGCACUUGUUUUUUCUCUUUUUGUACAGCUGCGCUAUAAUAAAGCCAGGCAGCAUAGUGAGGUUUUGGAGAGCAUUGCCUCACAUGUCAAGGCACUGAGGUUGAACUUGCAACCUGCUUGUGUUGGCCGUGCCUGGCCGAUCUGCUUGGAGCAGACUUGUCUGUCAAAUAAACUGACUGAUUGGGGAGAACUGA
Messenger RNA from Empidonax traillii (willow flycatcher), 1542 nucleotides. It is a transcript of the gene PEX16, whose product is annotated as peroxisomal biogenesis factor 16. Gene Ontology annotation, cellular component: peroxisomal membrane. Lineage: Eukaryota; Metazoa; Chordata; Aves; Passeriformes; Tyrannidae. Bases 1 to 1077 code for a protein of 358 amino acids. The transcript is spliced from 11 exons. Gene Ontology annotation, biological process: peroxisome organization. The record is from RefSeq and is a predicted model, not a curated record.